Molecule: messenger RNA, 2140 nt
Organism: Vespa mandarinia (Asian giant hornet)
Lineage: Eukaryota; Metazoa; Arthropoda; Insecta; Hymenoptera; Vespidae
Gene: REG
Product: proteasome regulator gamma
Biological process (GO): regulation of proteasomal protein catabolic process; regulation of G1/S transition of mitotic cell cycle; positive regulation of endopeptidase activity
Cellular component (GO): nucleoplasm; cytoplasm; proteasome activator complex
Molecular function (GO): endopeptidase activator activity
Source: RefSeq, a predicted model, not a curated record
CGGGAGUACGUAUAGGUAAUCUCACUUCCUGUUUGAAGUUGCACGUUUUAACAAAGAAGUAGUGUGAUUGUACUUAAUAAAGCUUUUUUUUUAUAAAACGUAUAAUGGCGGAUGCUACAGCAGAAAAGGUUCAAGAAUACAAGGAUUCUCUUAAAACUAAGGCAGAACAACUAUUAAUAACAGGAUUCCCAGAGAAGAUCGUAAAAUUAAAUGAAUUAUUGGAAACACCUGGUUUCCGUAAUCGCAAAUUGACAGAUGUUCAUCAAGACUUAAAUGUGCCCAUUCCAGACCCUAUAGUUCUUAAUCAUUCCGAAGAUGGACCUAUUACGAAAAAAAUUAAAAUGGACAAUAGUGUGGAUGAAACUAGCGGAACCAAAGUUAUGAUACUUCCCAAUGGACCAGUACCAUGUAAUAAACCUUUAUGUGAAUUAAUUCAUGUAGUAAAACCAUAUAUCAGACAACUUCUGGAGGAUUCUAAUCUGUUAAAAAUGUGGAUUUCUUUUUUGAUUCCAAAAAUUGAAGAUGGUAAUAAUUUUGGUGUAUCAAUUCAGGAAGAUACGCUCGCAGAAAUACAAUCAGUAGAGAGUGAGGCAGCUGCAUUCUUUGAUCAAAUCUCUAGGUAUUUUAUCUCUCGAGGAAAAAUCGUUAGUAAAGUUGCAAAAUAUCCACACAUCAUUGAUUAUAGAAGAGCCAUUCAAGAAUUAGAUGAAAAAGAAUAUGUGAGUUUGUGGCUUGUAAUGUGUGAAGUCCGCAAUCGCUACUGUUCAUUACAUGAUCUCGUUAUCAAAAACUUGGAAAAGAUCAAAAAACCACGCUCUUCCAAUGCGCAAUCUCUCUACUAAACAUAUGAGUAUUUCCUGUAUAUGUGUACAGGAUGGUCGAAGUGCAAAAAUAAUCGCAUUAAAGGAGCGUGCCUAAAACUUUAUGAUAGGAGAGAAUAAAGCUCAACCAACCAUUGCCAUCCGCUCUACCAUAUUAGAUAUUGACUCUAAUGCCUUGACAUUAGUCCAUCAUUCUUUCGACCAAUUACAGUACUAUGGAUUAACCACAUAGUUGCCUCACAUAUUACAUGGAGAAUAUGGUUUUAGCUUAUUUAUAUGCAGAAAGGUUGAUGUAGCUGAGAUUAUUGUAAACAGUAAUAAGAAAGAGCAUUGAAACCUAAUAUUGUUCUAUACUUUCUUAACAUUCAUGUUGGGGUUGUAUGGUUCUAUAUUCAGACCAUUGUUAGAGUGCUCCAAUAUACUUAUCACCGAUGUUUGCAGGAUUUAGAAAUUUCAUUUGAUAUGUUUUUUUUUUUCUUUUUUUUUUUUUUGAUUCAUUAUGUAAAGUUUAUCGGUGAAUUAAAUGAUAUAAUAAAUUUGUACAAUAGGACAGAAAAAUUCAAACAUUUUUAUGAAAAAAAUAUCUUAAAGGUCAUAUUGUAUUUAAUUUAGAAUUAUCUCUAAACGUAUGAUCUGUGUAAUUUUACAUUAAUAAAAAUAUUAAAAAUAUGAAACGAAGCGUGAUGUAAAAAAAAAAAAAAAAAAAGAAAAACAAAACAAAAAGAUAAAAUGAACUUUCUUAAUCAUCGGUGAUAUUCAUUUAUAACUGUAUAAAGUAGAAUAUGGAAUAAAUAUGCGCAACUAUAUGAUUAGUGUGUUAUACACUAUUAUUAAUUCAGUAUUUACACUUAUUAUCAUGAAUGCAACUUUUACCUUUAUUGCAAGUAUUUUUUACAUUAAUUGAGGCGUAAUGAUGGAUGAUAUGGCAAGAUUAAAAAGAUUUUCCCAAUGUCUUAAUAAAUGAUACAUGAAAUGUCAUAUAUCAUUGAUCUACAAUGAGUUAAUUUAAACUUGUGAAUGUAUUAAAAGCGACACAACCAGAUUAUUUAAAUAAAAAUUUCUUCAGUAAAUAAUACAGUUUCCUUAGCCGUGGUAUAUAAAGUUUAAUUACUGGUUCUUUUUUUUUCUUUUUUUUUUUUUUUUUAUAUUUUAUUUUCUUUAGCAUUUUCUUCUUCUCUGUAUAUGAAGAAAUGAUAUGUUAAAAAAGGAAACAUACAAACGUUAUUUACAUUUUACUGAGAUUGUAAAUAAUAUAUUAUCUUGUACACAUAAUUGAAUAUUUUGGAAUGACAAAAAGACGAUUUGUACGCUCUUUGAGG